GUCCUUCCUAGUUGAAAGUGAAGUAAGUGAGGUUGGGCAGUCUAUAAUAACUAAUUGUAAAUUGAUCAAUCAAACAUAUAUAAAUAGAAGAGAGAAAGAGAGAAAAUAUAUUAUAUCCAUUAUAAUAAAAAUUAUACAAACAUGGGAACGGUGGCUCAAAGAGUUGAAAGCUUAGCCUUGAGUGGUAUAUCAUCAAUCCCAAAAGAAUAUGUGAGACCAAAAGAAGAGUUAGCAAACAUAGGUAACAUCUUUGAUGAAGAAAAAAAAGAAGGUCCUCAAGUUCCAACAAUAGACCUAAAAGAAAUAAACUCUUCAGAUGAAAUAGUUAGAGGAAAAUGUAGAGAGAAGCUUAAGAAAGCUGCAGAAGAAUGGGGUGUGAUGCAUUUAGUGAACCAUGGUAUAUCUGAUGAUCUUAUUAAUCGUUUGAAGAAAGCUGGUGAAACAUUUUUUGAGCUUCCUGUUGAAGAAAAAGAGAAAUAUGCAAAUGAUCAAAGUUCUGGGAAGAUUCAAGGUUAUGGAAGUAAAUUAGCUAAUAAUGCUAGUGGUCAACUUGAAUGGGAAGAUUAUUUCUUUCAUUGCAUUUUUCCAGAGGAUAAACGUGAUUUGUCUAUAUGGCCCAAGACACCUGCUGAUUAUACUAAGGUUACAAGCGAAUAUGCAAAGGAAUUAAGAGUCCUAGCUAGCAAGAUAAUGGAAGUGUUAUCUCUUGAACUAGGGUUGGAAGGUGGAAGGUUAGAAAAAGAAGCUGGUGGAAUGGAAGAGCUUUUACUUCAAAUGAAAAUUAAUUACUACCCAAUUUGCCCUCAACCAGAGCUAGCACUUGGAGUUGAAGCCCAUACAGAUGUAAGUUCACUUACUUUCCUCCUCCAUAAUAUGGUGCCAGGUUUGCAACUUUUCUAUGAGGGCAAAUGGGUCACUGCAAAAUGUGUACCUGAUUCAAUUCUCAUGCAUAUUGGUGACACAAUUGAGAUACUUAGCAAUGGAAAGUACAAAAGUAUCCUUCAUCGUGGAUUGGUGAAUAAGGAAAAAGUUAGAAUAUCUUGGGCAGUGUUUUGUGAACCACCUAAGGAGAAAAUUAUUCUGAAGCCACUUCCUGAACUUGUAACUGAAAAAGAACCAGCAAGGUUUCCACCUCGCACUUUUGCUCAGCAUAUUCAUCACAAACUUUUUAGGAAGGAUGAGGAGGAGAAGAAAGAUGAUCCCAAAAAAUGAGUGCCUCAUUAUUCAAUUUCUCUGGAAAAUUUGCAUUUUAUACAUUUGUAUUGUGUUAUCUUAUCUUAUCCUGGCCUAUGAACUUUUUGUGUGUUGCGGUAAUAAUAGGGCUACAUUAUGUAUGUGGCCUAAAUAUGUUGUUUGUUAUUUCCUUUAAUAAAAAAAUAUAUAUUCAUGUUUUUAGAUUUGAUCUAUACAGCAAUAUUGUGCUUCAAUAUAAUAUUUUUCUUUUAA
This is a messenger RNA of Medicago truncatula (barrel medic), 1446 nucleotides long. Its product is annotated as leucoanthocyanidin dioxygenase. The transcript is spliced from 2 exons. NCBI's taxonomy places the organism in Eukaryota, Viridiplantae, Streptophyta, Magnoliopsida, Fabales, Fabaceae. The coding region runs from base 142 to 1212 and encodes 356 amino acids. The record is from RefSeq and is a predicted model, not a curated record.